This is a messenger RNA of Sapajus apella (tufted capuchin), 1730 nucleotides long. It is a transcript of the gene UCMA, whose product is annotated as upper zone of growth plate and cartilage matrix associated. The coding region runs from base 568 to 918 and encodes 116 amino acids. Gene Ontology annotation, cellular component: extracellular matrix. The transcript is spliced from 5 exons. Gene Ontology annotation, biological process: regulation of osteoblast differentiation; embryonic skeletal system development. The record is from RefSeq and is a predicted model, not a curated record. Lineage: Eukaryota; Metazoa; Chordata; Mammalia; Primates; Cebidae.
UGUUCUCUGGUCGCUGUUAGCAUGGCCCAGAUGUGUGUGUCACCCUGAUGGGUACUCUGGUCAUCAUGGGCCCUCCUUGCUUGACAUUUGGAUCAAAACUCUCCCACUGAUCCCCCUCUUUCUACUUGCCCCCACCCAUGCUUCAGCCCUGAGGACGGGGCCCUCACAUCCCUGGAGCAGGUGCCAGGAGCGCCUUGACACAGCCUUGGUCUCUGGAACCCUGACUGUCAGGAUGAGCCUUCCCAGCAGCAGAUCCCCAGACACGGACAUUGGAAAGGCCACUCCAAGACCGCCCCAGCCAGGGCCCUAACUGCAAGCUCUGCUUCUGGAGGCAUUUGCCAGGCGCCAAAAACAUCUCCAGUGCUCCGUCCAGGAGCAGCCAAUGGAGAGGGCAGCCCGGCCCCCUCCUACUCUCCCCCAGCGGCAUCCAGCCUCCUGCCUCUCUCUUCCCUUCCUCCCUUCCUCCCUCUUGCCUGGGCCGCCUGCCUCAGAAGUGGGGACCCGGGAGGGUUGCAAGACGCCUGGUCUGCCCUGUGGGUCCUGGACGGAGCCCCCACUUCUACAAAGAUGACUUGGAGACAGGUCUUCCUGCUGUCUGGCUUCUCCGCCCUGGUGCUCAUGUCUAUGCUGCGAGAGGGAACCACGCAGGCGGCGGGAGAAGAGGCCAGUGAGGAUGCAAAACAGAAGAUUUUCAUGCAGGAAUCAGAUGCCUCGAAUUUCCUCAAGAGGCGUGGCAAGCGGUCCCCCAAGUCCCAAGAUGAGGUCAAUGCGGAAGGCAGGCAGGAGCUUCGGGCUGAUGAGCUGCGCAGAGAAUAUCAUGAGGAACAAAGGAAUGAAUUUGAGAACUUCGUGGAGGAACAAAAUGAUGAUUGUAAUGCUCCUGAGGAAAAUCACCUGGUACCUCCUGGGUGCACGUAAACUUGGAUGUGAGGCCUCGGUUUAGGUCACCUUUGUUGGAGAGUCAGCCCUUUGGGUUCUCCUGGCUGUUUGCUCUGAUGGACUGGGGAGGCAGCACCCUCGGAAGGCAUCUCUUAGUGAAAAGGAAACCAGCCCUGGGUACCAAGUGCUGCAGGCUAUGCCUAUGCCCACUGCCCUGCAGGUGGCACCUGGCUGAGCUCUGCAAACAGGUGUUGGGUUUGGAUCCUGGCAAAUCAAACUCUCUUAGGGACAUACUGGGAAAAAUUCCGGCCGUCACAGCUUGGAAGCACACACUUCUGCUAGAGAUGUGUUUAUCUUGGUGGGCAGCUUGGGGAGAGGCAUUUAAAAAUUGAAAAUGUGGCCUUCAAAAUUCCUUCAGUGUGUUUUCGACUCAUACUAUUUAAAAUAGCAUUUUAUUUUGAGCAGUUUUAAAUGUUUGAGGUCCAAAGCUCUGGCGCGUUGAUGGAAAAACAUUCACUGUUUCCCUUUUCAUGAUGAAUUUGGGAUGCAGGGUUGGGCGCCUGCAGGUCCUCUGACAGGACAGGAAGGCAGGAGACGCUAGGUCUCGCACACACAGAUGGAAAAAACACAGGUCUUUGGGGACUGAGGUUCCAGAAGCUGUUGUCCUUGAGCCCUUGCUCUGCCAGGCACUGUAAGGGACGACCUAAUCCUUACAACCUGCCUCUGAGACAGGCCUUGUAAUUUCCAGCCCACAGUUUCAAAAAUUGAGGCUUAGGCUGGGCACCGUAGCUCACACCUGUAAUCCCAGCAUUUUGGGAGGCCAAUGUGAGAGCAUUACUUGAAGCCAGGAG